AUGGCCAAGGAAGGCGAGCGGUCAGCUCCGGCCGACAAGGGCAAGGGCAAGGUUGAUGAUGUCAAGGAUCUUGGAGGGAGUAAAGAGAAGCCUGAGGAGAAGACACAAGGCAACGGGAAGAAGAAGGACGAUGAGCCGCAGGAAGAGGAGCUCAGUGAAGAGGAUCAACAGCUAAAGAGUGAACUCGAGAUGCUUGUUGAAAGGUUACAGGAACCGGAUACUUCGCUUUACGGACCCGCUUUGGACGCCAUCAAGACUUUUAUUAAAACUUCUACCUCUUCAAUGACUGCAGUUCCUAAGCCUCUGAAAUUCCUACGACCACACUACGAUGAUCUAGCGGCGCUCUAUGACAAGUGGUCCGCCGGCGCAACCAAGGAUUCGUUGGCGGAUAUGCUUUCUGUCCUCGGAAUGACGUACGGGGACGAAGAGAAACUCGAAACGCUCAAAUACCGACUUCUCACCAAAUCGGAUGACCUCGGUUCCUGGGGCCACGAAUACGUCAGGCACCUGGCGUUGGAGAUCGGCCAGGAAUAUCAGAACAGAGUAAACGACGAAAAGGAAGUAGACGAUCUGAUCAAACUCGCGGUUUCGCUUGUUCCAUAUUUCCUUAGACACAAUGCAGAAGCCGAUGCCGUUGAUCUUAUGAGCGAACUUGAGAUUAUAGAGGAGAUUCCUCAGUUCGUGGAUGAGAACACAUAUUCAAGGGUUUGCUUGUAUAUGGUCAGCAUGGUGCCUCUCCUUACCUACCCCGAGGACCACCAGUUCCUCCGGACGGCACACGAAAUCUACGUUCGUUACAAGGAGCUCACGAAAGCUAUUGUGCUCGCUAUCCGCCUAAACGAUGUUGACCUCAUCAAGAGUGACCUUGAAGCGACGUCGGAUCGGUCGCUCAAGAAACAGAUGGCUUUCCUAGUUUCUAGGCAACAAAUAUGGCUCGAUGACUUGGGCGAUGACGAGCAGGACGAGACUUUCAUGGAGUGUCUGAACAACACCUCGAUCCCAAAGCAUUUCAAGUCGCUUGGGAAGGAACUGAACAUCCUCGACCCAAUUAUGCCGGAAGACAUCUACAAAACCCACUUAGAAAGCAGCCGAGGAGCAGGCCUCACCAAUGUCGACUCUGCCAGACAUAAUCUUGCAAGUGCCUUUGUCAAUGCAUUCGCAAAUGCCGGUUUUGGCAACGAUGAGAUGAUGAUUGUCGAAGGUGACAAGGGUUCUUGGGUUUGGAAGACAAAGGAUGAUGGCAUGUUGUCUACCACCGCCUCAAUGGGUAUGCUCCUGCACCGAGAUGUCGACACUGGUUUGGACAAAAUUGAUAAGUACACGUACGCCUCCGAGGAUCAGAUCAAGGCCGGUGCUUUAUUGUCUAUUGGAAUACUCAAUUCAGGCGUGCGCCUUGAUUCUGACCCCGCGUUGGCCCUUCUGUGUGACAACGAGAACUUGGAGGCAAAGAAUAUUCCCAUGAGAGUUGCCACAAUCAUGGGCCUUGGUUUAGCGUACGCCGGGUCCAACAAGCAGGAAAUUCUUGACGCUUUACUGCCUAUCGUGGAAGAUGUAUCUCUCGAUAUGCAACUCUCCGCAAUGGCGGCUGUCUCACUUGGUCUUGUCUUUGUUGGGUCAUCGAAUCACCAAGUCAGUGAGGCAAUCGCUACCACCCUCAUGGACGAGGAGCGCCAGAAGCAGCUUAAGGAUAAAUGGACUCGCUUCAUGGCUCUUGGUCUAGCGCUUUUGUACUUCGGUCGCCAGGAAGAAGUUGAUGUGAUCCUCGACAUCCUCAAGGCUGUCGAUCAUCCUAUGGCGAAGCCUACCUCCGUCCUCGCCUCCGUCUGUGCUUGGGCAGGUACCGGCACCGUUCUGAAGCUGCAGGAGCUUCUCCACAUCUGCAACGAUGUCAUUGAGGAAAGUGAUGAGAAGCAGGGUGAAGAGCUUGUGCAAUCUUACGCCGUGCUAGGUCUGUCGUUGAUUGCGAUGGGAGAAGAUGUUGGUCAGGAUAUGAUUCUUCGACAGUUCGGCCAUCUCAUGCACUACGGCGCUAGCAACAUUCGAAAGGCGGUUCCUCUUGCUAUGGGUCUUAUCAGCCCAAGUAACCCUCAGAUGAAGGUGUACGACACUUUAUCGAGGUACAGUCACGACAAUGAUAAUGAUGUUGCCAUUAAUGCCAUUUUCGCCAUGGGUCUCUGUGGUGCCGGUACGAAGAACUCGCGUUUGGCGCAACUAUUGAGGCAGUUGGCCAGCUACUACCACCGCGACCAGAACUCCUUAUUCAUGGUGCGUAUUGCUCAGGGUCUACUGCACAUGGGCAAGGGCACUAUGACACUAAACCCAUUCCACACCGACCGCCAGGUGCUGAGCCGAGUAUCGGCUGCUGGCUUGCUCACUGUUCUCGUGUCGUUGAUCGAUGCGAAGCAGUUCAUCCUUGCUGAGCACCAUUACCUCCUCUACUUCCUCAUCACAGCCAUGUACCCGCGCUUCCUUGUCACGCUCGACGAAGACCUCCAGCCGCUUCCGGUCAACGUCCGCGUCGGACAGGCUGUUGAUGUUGUUGGACAGGCUGGAAGGCCAAAGACGAUCACUGGUUGGCAGACACAGAGCACCCCUGUGCUGCUUUCCUACGGUGAGCGAGCAGAGCUGGAGGAUGAGAAAUAUAUUCCUCUCAGUAGCACAUUGGAGGGUUUGGUUAUCUUGCGUAAGAACCCUAACUGGGAGGAAGAAAGCUCCGCCUGAGCAACAGUGUCCUGAAUGGUAUCUAGUGAGAUAGACCAAACGCAAUAUCUGGCGUUCCUAUACAGCUUAGGCCUUAAUGAAUUCACAAAAGUCCAAAGCAUAG
This is a messenger RNA of Aspergillus nidulans FGSC A4, 2824 nucleotides long. Its product is annotated as proteasome regulatory particle base subunit RPN1. Gene Ontology annotation, molecular function: protein-macromolecule adaptor activity; enzyme regulator activity. Gene Ontology annotation, cellular component: proteasome regulatory particle, base subcomplex; ascospore-type prospore nucleus; proteasome complex. The transcript is spliced from 5 exons. The record is from RefSeq and is a predicted model, not a curated record. The coding region runs from base 1 to 2721 and encodes 906 amino acids. Gene Ontology annotation, biological process: proteasome-mediated ubiquitin-dependent protein catabolic process; regulation of protein catabolic process. NCBI's taxonomy places the organism in Eukaryota, Fungi, Ascomycota, Eurotiomycetes, Eurotiales, Aspergillaceae.